This is a messenger RNA of Mus musculus (house mouse), 4160 nucleotides long. It is a transcript of the gene Marchf5, whose product is annotated as membrane associated ring-CH-type finger 5. Gene Ontology annotation, molecular function: zinc ion binding; ubiquitin protein ligase activity; GTPase binding. The record is from RefSeq and is marked validated. Gene Ontology annotation, biological process: protein localization to mitochondrion; protein polyubiquitination; protein K48-linked ubiquitination. Bases 331 to 1209 code for a protein of 292 amino acids. The transcript is spliced from 6 exons. NCBI's taxonomy places the organism in Eukaryota, Metazoa, Chordata, Mammalia, Rodentia, Muridae. Gene Ontology annotation, cellular component: mitochondrion; endoplasmic reticulum; mitochondrial outer membrane.
ACCUCACAGAGGUAGCUCCUCCGCCGGCAGCAGCUCGGCGCCCCGGCGGUCCAUGGACCGGAACCCUGGGCGGACCGGCAGGAACCCGGGCCGCGACCGCCGCCUCCCGGCCCCAGGCUCCUCCUCCUCACUCCCCGCCGCCCUCUGCGGUCGCCCGCCGGCCGCGCAGCGCCACCGCGGGCCUCUGGGAGCCACGCCGGGAGGCUGUGUGGCGGGUCCGCGGCCGCCGCGGGACUGAGGCCUACUCCGCCGCCUCUCAGUGCUAUUGUCCCGGGGCCUGGCCCUGAGCGGGGCUGCGGGCGAGGGCCGAGCUCGCCGGCUCCGCGGAAGAUGCCGGACCAAGCCCUUCAACAGAUGCUGGACAGAAGUUGCUGGGUGUGCUUUGCCACCGAUGAAGAUGAUAGAACAGCUGAGUGGGUGAGACCAUGCAGGUGCAGAGGAUCUACUAAGUGGGUUCACCAGGCUUGUCUCCAGCGCUGGGUAGAUGAAAAGCAAAGAGGAAACAGCACAGCCAGAGUGGCCUGUCCUCAGUGCAACGCCGAGUACUUAAUAGUGUUUCCAAAGCUGGGUCCAGUGGUUUAUGUCUUGGAUCUUGCAGAUAGACUGAUCUCAAAAGCUUGCCCUUUUGCUGCAGCAGGAAUAAUGGUUGGAUCUAUCUAUUGGACAGCCGUGACUUAUGGAGCAGUGACAGUGAUGCAGGUUCACCAUUCUCUAUUCAGUGACACUACUUUUGAUGUGAAGGUUGUAGGCCAUAAAGAAGGGCUGGAUGUUAUGGAGCGAGCUGACCCUUUAUUUCUUUUGAUUGGACUUCCUACUAUUCCUGUCAUGCUGAUACUAGGCAAAAUGAUUCGCUGGGAGGACUAUGUGCUUAGACUAUGGCGCAAAUACUCAAAUAAACUACAAAUCUUGAACAGUAUAUUUCCAGGGAUUGGUUGUCCUGUUCCUCGAAUUCCAGCUGAAGCUAACCCUUUAGCAGACCACGUCUCUGCUACCAGAAUUUUGUGUGGAGCCCUUGUCUUUCCUACUAUUGCGACAAUAGUUGGUAAACUGAUGUUCAGUAGUGUUAACUCAAAUUUACAAAGGACAAUCUUGGGUGGAAUUGCUUUUGUUGCCAUAAAAGGAGCAUUUAAGGUUUACUUCAAACAGCAGCAAUAUUUACGUCAGGCACACCGCAAAAUCCUAAAUUAUCCAGAGCAAGAAGAAGCAUAAAACUGACUUCUGGUUGUUCUGAGGCCUCUCAUCCUGACGAGUCUGUUGUGUUCUGAUUCCAUCAUUAAUGCGCUAGUGGAGACUUGUGACGCUGCUCCUAUAUUCUAAGAGAUACAAUAAAGCACGCAGGGCCGGGGCAAGCCGCCCAGUAAUCACGGACCUAAGGACACGCGUCAGCUCUGUCAUUUGUAUGUUCUACUUUUAUGGCAGUCGGCUAAACCAUUAUUUUAGCAUGGGAAACCUGAGUUUGUUCAUAUUUUUCCAGACAAGAAUGUAAAGAUAAAACUGUACAAACAUUAAAAGUGGACAUGUUUUAUUCUGACGCCUCUUUUGUAUAUACUCAGUUCAGUGUUUUCUUAGGAAUAGCAACUCGAUGAAGGAACUGUGAGGGCUUUUCUCAUUGGUGUAAUUGAUUGUAUGCUACAAAGGAGCCUCUGUUAACAGGAGGAAGUGUAAACUAGUUCUGAAUAAAUAACAAACCCAGAAAUGUAUGUCAGCAUUGAAGUGAUUAUCUGAACAAAAGAGAUUUUGUUUUCUUUUCCUAAACCCAUGUGACAUCUCAGAUGUGAAGGGUCAGUUUCCAGGGCUUCCAAAGCACUUUUUCACUAUUAAACUUUAUUUAUGCAAUGUUGACAUCUCAUAGUUCAUAGUGUACUUUUGACUCGUAGUCGUCCUGUGUGUGUGGUGUGAGGGUGUGUGUGUGAGCGGGGAAGGGGACUUCAGAAAGAAGGUAGGAGGGAGGGAAGCAGAGGAUAGUGAUAGGGAAAUGAGGUGGAAGGCCCUUUUAUCACUUAGUAUGUUUUUAAAUUUGUAUUUCUACAAAUUAGAACUACUGAUUCAUAGGUUAAGCAGAGAACAACUUGCAAAAAAUGAUAAUAAAAUUAUUGGGUUUCUGUUGAUUCCGUUAUUCAGAUAUUUGUUAACUGGCUCCCACUUACCUAGUCACUGUGCAGGUGCUAUGGGAUAGAGUUGGGGAACUUGUUCAGAGAGUCUGCAGUCUAAUAGAACAAGCACUGAUUGAACCCAAGGGAGCUCUUGAAUAUCAGUGAGGUAAUUAUGGAGUAUUGAUCAGGGUCAUUGGUUUCCACUUUAUCUGUUUAUAGGAUAGCCAAUACUGUUUUUAGGGUAUCUUGUUUUUGAAUCAGGGUCUCUAGCAUAGCUAACCUCAGACUUCCUGUGUAUCUGAAGGUGGCCUUGAGCUCCUGAUCCCUGAGCCUCCUAACUACAGGUGAGCACCACAACACCUGCUUUUCUAACUUAAUGCUGUGGAUUGAACCUAGGGCCUUACACAUGCUAGGUAUACACUACAUCACCAGCCCUCCUUUUAGAUUUUAGUUGUCAUAUUAAGGGGGCGAUCUCCUUACUAGUCAUUGUUUAACUAGUUUUAUAUUCAUUGUUCAAAAGCAAUUAUUUAGGUCAUGUUUAAUAGUGACCAUUACAAUGUUCAGCAAUCUGAUUAGAAUGAAAAAUUUUUUUUAAAGAUUUAUUUAUUUAUUAUAUGUAAGUACACUGUAGCUGUCUUCAGACACUCCAGAAGAGGGAGUCAGAUCUCAUUAUGGGUGGUUGUGAGCCACCAUGUGGUUGCUGGGAUUUGAACUCCGGACCUUCGGAAGAACAGUCGGGUGCUCUUACCCGCUGAGCCAUCUCACCAGCCCCUAGAAUGAAAAUUUUUAAAGUUUAAAAAAUAAUGCUGUUCACAGUAUAUGAUGCAUGAUAAUGCUCCCCCUUUCUGCGAAAUGGAUACUUCUCUUUAGAAGUGUAACAAAUAUAGAUUGAGCUGUGUUAGAUUGUAAAUAAAUAUUUUAGUAAAGACUGGUAUCUUUCUCUAGGUUGGUUAUCUCAGUUUUGAGUUUUACGGUGUCUGUGGGAAUGACUCUUUUGAACAUCCAGAGUUGUAAUUAUCUAGGGUAUAAGGGGCAAUUUGACUGAGUUAACCUUAACACUGCUGUUAUUCUGUAGAGAAAAUGUGAACCCUGAUUAUAUAUAAAAAUAACUAAGAUCUACAGCUGUAAUUAUGAAAUUGGCUUCCAUCAUUGCCAGUGUGAAAAUAUAUAUAUUCUGACAUUUCCUGGAUACUCCUGUUAAGUUGAGCAGCUUUUACACAGCCACAAGCCCUCAGCUCCCUGUGUACUACUUUAAUUUCCGGGGUGGUGGUGGGGGGUGGGGAGCUGCUUGGAUCGAUCUAUUGGCAUCAAGGCCCGUGAAGGCAGAGGUUUAUAGAGCUAUGGGGAGGGAGCCACACUUGUCUGCAGUCCAGAGUGAACACUAGCCCUGCUGCAUUUGAACACCACAUGACAGGCCUCCCUGGAACCACAAAUCAAAAGACAUGGGCAGACUGAAAGCUGAAUAGGUUACGUUGAGCUCCCAUCAAGUUUUAGUAGCUGUAGUGUAUAACCUUGGCCAGGUGGCUAUUCAGCCACAGUUACGUUCAUCUCUAAAAUGCAAGUCACACCUAGACACUUUCUAGGAUUUGGUUGAGAAAAGACAGGUACUUUCGGCCUCAGUAGCUCCUAAAGGUGGUCGUCCCAUCUAGGACAGGGCAGUAACCAAGGGUAGGGCCCUCGAGGACAGAGCCAGCACAGACUUGAGGAUUUGUGAGUAUGCUGUUCUCCGAUUUUCUUUCUUUUUCUUCCUUCCUUCCUUCCUUCCUUCCUUCCUUCCUUCCUUCCUUCCUUCCUUUCUUUUUGUCCUAGAAAUGUCACAUUUAAACCUUUUUUUAAAAAAAUUAGAAUUCAGUGAUUAGUAAAAUUCUAUUGUAGAAGUUAACUCCAUCUAAGUUGGCUGAAAAUGUUCAUUACUUACCAAAUGGUUGAAGAAUAUAUAAUUAAGUGGCUUCAUUAGUCACUGCCUUGCUAAUUUUGCUGUAUUUUUUUUUCUAAUUCCUUGUUUUUAAUAUAGAAAACUCAAUACUGGCUGAAAUAGGUUGAAUAAACAAUUUUUAUGCUCUCUAA